AGAGUAACAAACCCCUCCCCUGUUUUUCUCUUUCUCUCUCUACGCCACAAUCCACGUUCUCUCACCCCAUUAAUAAACCCACGUCACUCGAUUCUUUGUUGGAUUUUAACAGCUAUAACUUGAAGAAUUUCAGGUGAUAUUUGUGUGGAGAAGAGGUUUAUAGGAGUGAAAACAGAGAUCAGCUAUGCCGGGGGAGGAUAUCGAGAGCAGGGUGGGGAAGAGCAAUCAUUCGUCUACAGCAAGCGCGUAUUCGCUAGAAGAUAGGGACCGAAAUUGGGUUUCGUGGUUGAUUCCGCUGUUUGUAGUUGCUAAUGUUGUGAUGUUUGUGGUGGAGAUGUAUUUGAAUAACUGCCCAAAGCGUAUCAAGAACAGGGUUUUCAGCUAUGGAGAUGACGGUGAUAAGUGUGUGGCGAGGUUUCUUGGGAGGUUGUCUUUCCAGCCUCUGAGGGAGAAUCCUUUGUUUGGGCCGUCUUCUUCCACAUUACAGAGAUUGGGUGCUCUGAAUUGGGCAAAGGUGGUGCAUCAGCAUCAAGGGUGGAGGCUUAUCUCGUGUAUCUGGUUACAUGCUGGUGUUAUUCAUUUGCUCGCAAAUAUGCUCAGUCUUGUCUUCAUUGGUAUUCGCCUCGAGCAGCAGUUCGGCUUCGUGCGCAUUGGCGUAAUCUAUCUAUUAUCUGGAUUUGGUGGCAGCAUAGUGUCCUCCUUGUUUAUACGCAACCGAAUUUCCGUUGGUGCAUCUGGUGCACUUUUUGGGCUUCUUGGAGCCAUGCUUUCCGAGUUAAUUACCAACUGGUCUAUAUAUAGCAACAAGGUCGCAGCACUGUUGACGCUUUUGGUGAUAGUUGUAAUAAACUUGGCUGUGGGAAUUCUUCCUCAUGUUGAUAACUUUGCGCAUAUUGGAGGAUUCUUGACCGGAUUCCUCCUCGGCUUUAUCCUGCUGCUCCGUCCUCAGUUUGGUUGGCUAGAACGCCGGAGUCUCCCGGUCGGUGUUCGUGCAAGGUCGAAAUAUAAGGCUUAUCAGUAUGUUCUAUGGCUGAUUUCUCUGACCCUACUUAUCGCAGGGUUUACCGUGGGGCUGGCCAUGCUGUUCCGGGGCGUAAAUGGAUAUGAACGAUGCCACUGGUGUCGAUACCUAAGCUGUGUCCCGACCUCCAAAUGGAAGUGUGAUGAAAGUUGAGAACUACUCCAAUUGGGGUGUGAAGCUUUAAGUUUAGGUUUAUAGUACAGGUGUAAAUGGGAGUUGUAGUUUGGAAUUGGUUAAUCGGUUGUUGGUUUGUUAUGGGGAUGUGUUCAUUAGUGUGUCUUCAUCCAGACCACUUGUGUAUUUCAGAGAAGCAUGCUCUUGCCAUCAUUGUUUCA
Molecule: messenger RNA, 1356 nt
Organism: Sesamum indicum (sesame)
Lineage: Eukaryota; Viridiplantae; Streptophyta; Magnoliopsida; Lamiales; Pedaliaceae
Product: RHOMBOID-like protein 3
Biological process (GO): proteolysis
Cellular component (GO): membrane
Molecular function (GO): serine-type endopeptidase activity
Source: RefSeq, a predicted model, not a curated record